Gryllus bimaculatus (two-spotted cricket) is the source of this 1263-nucleotide messenger RNA. Lineage: Eukaryota; Metazoa; Arthropoda; Insecta; Orthoptera; Gryllidae. The record is from the annotation of a GenBank genome assembly.
ACCUCCCAUGGCGCGGCGCGGUCGAAACGUCGCCGGCCGCUUCUUGGAACACGCCUCGCCACUCGAGCUGCUCCCUCCGAACGGCGCCCCCAGAGCGCAUGCGCGGCGCGGCUCGGCGCGGCCCGACUCGGCGCGGCGCAGCGCGGCGUGGCCACUGCAGUCAAAUUCCCGCGAAACGCCGCCGCUUCCCGGAGGCUCGACCCGAACGCCGCCGAAGGCGGCCGAAGUCUCCCGAAGGCUCGUCGCGGCCCCCUGCAAACGCUGCGGCGGCGGCGACGCGCGCGCCGGCCGAACAGUUGGCCGCGAACCGCGCGACCGAUAACUACAGGUGAGGGAGAGCAGUCGCGUCCGGUGUUUCGAGUCCGCGCGGUGCCAUGCCGCGGCAUUGUUGAAGACCGGGGACUGAGUGCGAGCGACAAGAUGACGUCGCUUUUCGUGUUGGUGGUAGUGUUGGCGGCGGGCGUGGGGCCCGGUGCACUGGCAGGCGUGGACUACUGUGCCGUGCACACGUUCCGCAGCAAUUCGUCGUGGUUGCAGUUCACGAAAGAGAUGAGUUCGCGGGAGUACUACGUGACGGGCGCGUUCAAGAGCCUGCACUGCUGCGCCAAGGGGUACCGCAGCAUCGAGUGGUACAAGGACGGCCGGCCGUAUCCCUGGCCAGGCUCGUUCAUCCUGUAUCCGGAGUCCGCCAACCAAACGGUGUACUCGCCCGCCGCGCAGGCCGCAGACGCCGGGAACUACUCGUGCCUGGUGCGCAACGACACGGCCGAGACCUGGCACCACACCAGCCUCACGCUCGUCGGAGAGGCGACCGCAGAGCCCCCCGACGGUUCGCAGUACUCCGGACGAGCGCUGCCAACCUACGCGCCUCGCGACCAGGUGGUACGCCUGGGCGAUGACGCGCGCUUUUUCUGCGAAGCAUUCAUAGGUCGCGUGAACCUGCCGGACGCGCACAGCGCCAUCUGGUGGCGACGCGAGGGCGUGGUGGGCAGCGUCAACGGCACCACCACGACCACCACGACCACCACAACCACGACGGCCGCGGCCGCCGCCACCACGACGGAGGGCGGCGGCGCCGUCGCCCUGGGCGGCAGCUUCCACCGCGGCGUGCUCAAGAAGGACACCUCGCGGGAGGACGAGCAGAUCCUGGGCGUGUUCCUGGAGAUCCGGGGCGUGCGGCGCGAGGACCUCGGCCAGUACACGUGCUUCAUCCACAGCCUGGACAACCAGCGCCUGCUGCUGCCUGCCUGGCUGAAGCAAGCC